This is a messenger RNA of Apiotrichum porosum, 1713 nucleotides long. RefSeq names its product translation elongation factor Tu (gene TUF1). Gene Ontology annotation, biological process: mitochondrial translational elongation. The transcript is spliced from 5 exons. The record is from RefSeq and is a predicted model, not a curated record. Bases 1 to 1713 code for a protein of 570 amino acids. NCBI's taxonomy places the organism in Eukaryota, Fungi, Basidiomycota, Tremellomycetes, Trichosporonales, Trichosporonaceae. Gene Ontology annotation, molecular function: GTPase activity; translation elongation factor activity; GTP binding. Gene Ontology annotation, cellular component: mitochondrion.
AUGACAUCGAGGAAGGAAGCGGGAGAUUUGAAUCAAUCAGCGAGCACUGAACGACUAGGUGGCGUCGUCGUCGCCUCCGACGUCUCCCGAACCGCUCCAGCCAAUCAAUACCCUGAGAAAGCACCUUCACAUGCUGCACUGAGGCAGUCGUUCUCUCCCUCUACGCAUCUUAUCUUGCUCCAAGAAGUGCCCUGUGCAUAUGCAGCUUUGACAACCCAGUCUCGGUGCACACCUGCAGAGCCUGAUCCACCUCCUGAGGAGGCCGUCUUGUCCAUCUUUGACGUCAAAAACACCAGUGACCACCACCAAAAAGCCAUGCUCCGCUCCAGGAUUCAGUCUGGCCUUGUCGCCGCCGCCCGCACCGCGGAGCUCCGCGUCGCUCCCCGCGCGGCCGUUGUCGCCCCCAAGGCCGCCCGCGCCUUCGCGACCCGCCCCUCGGUUGCCCCUCGCUCGGCUAUGCUCUCGUUGAUGGGUGCCGGUGCCGUCCGCUCGUACGCCGCCGAGGCCGGUGGCCGCUUCUCGCGUGCCAAGCCCCACUUCAACAUUGGUACCAUUGGCCACGUCGACCACGGCAAGACCACCCUUACUGCCGCUAUCACCAAGCACCUCUCGGAGCAGGGUGGCGGCAAGUUCAUGGACUACUCGCAGAUUGACAAGGCCCCCGAGGAGAAGGCCCGUGGUAUCACCAUCUCGACUGCCCACGUCGAGUACGAGACCAAGAACCGCCACUACGCUCACAUUGACUGCCCCGGUCACGCCGACUACAUCAAGAACAUGAUUACCGGUGCUGCCCAGCUUGACGGUGCCAUCAUUGUCGUCUCGGCUACCGACGGUCAGAUGCCCCAGACCCGCGAGCACCUGCUCCUCGCCCGUCAGGUCGGUAUCAAGAAGCUCAUUGUCUUCAUCAACAAGGUCGACCAGGUUGACGACCCCGAGAUGCUCGAGCUCGUCGAGAUGGAGAUGCGCGAGCUUCUCUCCGAGUACGGCUACGAGGGCGAGGAGACCCCCAUUAUCAUGGGUACCGCCCUUGCCGCCCUUGAGGGCCGCGACCCCGAGCGUGGUGCCGCCAAGAUUGAGGAGCUCAUGCAGGCUGCCGACACUUGGCUCGACCUCCCCGAGCGUGACCUCGACAAGCCCUUCCUCAUGUACGUCGAGGACGUCUUCUCGAUCUCGGGCCGUGGUACCGUUGCCACCGGCAAGGUCGAGCGUGGAACCAUCACCAAGGGUUCCGAGGUUGAGAUUGUCGGCAUGGGCUCCAACCUCAAGACCACCCUUACCGGUAUUGAGAUGUUCCACAAGGAGCUCGACCGUGGUGAGGCCGGUGACAACAUGGGUGCUCUCCUCCGUGGUGUCAAGCGCGAGCAGAUCCGCCGUGGUCAGGUCAUCGUCGCCCCCGGCACCAUCAAGUCGGCCAAGAAGUUCACCGCCCAGAUCUACGUCCUCAACAAGGAGGAGGGUGGCCGUCUUACCCCCUUCAUGGCCAACUACCGCCCCCAGCUCUUCAUGCGCACCACCGACGUGACCGUCUGCCUCACCUUCCCCGAGGGCACCGACCGUGCCUUUGAGAAGCUUGUCAUGCCCGGUGACAACGUCGAGAUGGUCGGUGAGCUCAUGCACGACAUUGCCCUCGAGGAGGGUACCCGUUUCACUCUCCGUGAGGGUGGCCGUACCAUUGGUACCGGUAUCGUUUCGUCGAUCAUGGAGUACGCUUAA